AUGACUGAGGAGAAUUAUCUAUUAUCUACUUACAGUCUUCUUUUGAGUAUCCAUAUAUCUGUCUCGACUUAUUUUGCAUUUGCCCCCCUGCUUGUGCUGGAGAACCAUCUCGAGGGCUGCUUUGAUAUUCUUAUCAUUGAAAUCAUCCCAUCGAGGACGUUCCAUUCCAGUGAACUUCUGAUUCUCUUCAAGGCAUCGCCGGGGAGUUGCUGGAAGGUCCGGAAUCAAGCUCCACUCAGUCGCACGGAAAUUCGCACCUUUUGCUGCGUGCCUCAUCGAACGACCUGGUGGACCUCGAUUUGCUCGGACUUCCGGUUAUAUCAUGUUUUGAGCGCUUCAGUGAUGUUGGUUCUCGAGUAUCGGUUCUUUCUGCCGAUUCCUGAAAAGCAUUGUCAUUACUUCAGAAACCAAUUCAAUCAUCACCAGGAGAAGCAAACAUGUAACGGUGCAAAAGAAUGGAAUUUGACCUGCUCUAGUUUACGCUUAGGAUUUAUCAUGUUCUCAAGCUUCUCCGAUGAGAUGGGGCCAUUCCUUUGCUUCUCAGUAGACCUCAUUUUCUCAGCAAUUUCAUUACAGAGUUCUACGGACAUAUUUACAAUAUGUGGGUGUAACACCACUUUUAUCAAUUGUUUAUUUCCAAAAUUCAUUUCUAUGCAUCUGCAGAGCCCUUCUUGCUGAAGUCUGUUCAAGAUCUCAUCGACAGUCUUGGUACCCAUUGUCAUGCCCUUUCCCUUCUCGAGAUUCACGAGCCACCGGAAAAGGUUAGGUUUCAAAAUGAACUUCUCCCUCUGCAGAACACAACAGCAGUUGAUUAAGCAGAAUAUUCCUACUGCAAUAAAAAUCCAGUGAAAGGUUUCUCGAGCAUCACCUGCAGUCGUUCUAAGAUCCUCUUUGCCCUUCGAAUUCCAUCAGCAGUCAAUGACAUUAAUGGUUUUGGCAGAAAGAAUGACUUUUUGGAGUGACUGAGAGAUUCUGAAGGAGCAUGGUCGGAUAUGGUUUUUCCUCUCCUUUCCGAAAUUUCUGUCUUAGACUUUUCUGUUUCUGCAGAUAGAAGGCCUCGUUUCUUCACGAUCUCCAAGUUUCUUUUCGUCCAAUAACGGUACACCUCUGACUUUUUAUGUUUUUCGCGUCUCCGGAACAUCCUUAAUCGAGCAUGGUUUUUGGUUAACCAUUCAUAUAGCCACUUUUGAUAAGCUCUGAGCCUCUCCUGAAUCUGUUUAUGCAAGUCACAAAUCCGGAAACACAUUAGAGGGAUUGAGAGUGUGAUAGAAACAGUACAGAAAACUAUAUCGAUUUAUAGAAUGACGAUUACUUGCCUCCUUUGUAGUCAAGCCCGUUGCUCCUGAAGCAUCGAUGGCAUCAAAAGUUUGUUGAUACAUGGGAAGCUCUACCAGCUGCUCGUUCCGACGGCAUGUCCUUCCAUAUUUUAUGCAUUCAGCCUCUGGUUGGAGCUUUCCUAGAAAAAAGUCAUUUGGAGAAAAUUCUUUUACCAAGUGCAAGCAUUUCUUCUCCUUCUAGAAAGAUUGAGAGAUGUAAAGACAGAGUUAGAUUUCUUAGUCGUCAGGCAAAAAACUCGAGAAUUAGAUAUGCAAUGAUUGUGUA
Molecule: messenger RNA, 1602 nt
Organism: Punica granatum (pomegranate)
Lineage: Eukaryota; Viridiplantae; Streptophyta; Magnoliopsida; Myrtales; Lythraceae
Source: RefSeq, a predicted model, not a curated record